CAGAUUUGACUAAUCAUCACCCCCCGAGCCUGCAAACUCAGCACGACGAUCGCGUCUCGAUCUUCAGAGGAUAAGACCCUCGAAAAUCAAUAAAGGGCUUGAUCGCUGUGCAAGGAGUCACAAUGGCGUCUUCUUCUUCUUCUGAUACAUGGAUGAGAGAGUACAACGAGGCUUUAAAACUCUCUGAGGAUAUAAACGGCAUGAUGUCCGAAAGAAACUCCUCUGCUUUAACCGGACCUGAUGCUCAACGCCGUGCUUCAGCUAUACGAAGAAAGAUCACCAUUUUGGGGACUCGAUUAGACAGUCUUCAAUCCCUUCUCGUUAAAGUUCCUGGGAAGCAACAUGUGUCAGAGAAAGAGAUGAAUCGUCGCAAGGAUAUGGUUGGGAACUUGAGAUCAAAGGCGAAUCAGGUGGCGUCUGCUUUGAACAUGUCGAACUUUGCUAAUAGAGACAGCUUGCUUGGGCCAGAUACAAAGCCUGAUGAUGCAAUCAACAGAGUCUCUGGCAUGGAUAACCAAGGCAUUGUUGGAUUCCAACGACAAACUAUGAGAGAACAAGACGAAGGGCUGGAGAAGUUGGAGGAAACUGUCAUGAGUACCAAACACAUUGCUCUCGCUGUUAACGAGGAGCUCACCCUGCAGACCAGACUUAUCGAUGACUUAGACUACCAUGUGGAUGUUACGGACUCCCGCUUACGGCGUGUGCAGAAGAGCCUUGUGGUGAUGAACAAGAAUAUGAAAGGAGGUUGCUCAUGCAUGUCCAUGCUCUUGUCAGUGCUCGGAAUCGUUGGUCUUGCCCUUGUCAUUUGGCUACUGGUUAAGUACCUGUAAUGCCACCAAUAUGAUGAAUCAAAUUCUAUCUUGGUCUUUCAGCCUCUCUCGUCUAUGCGUAUGGUUAUAAUGUCUUAUGUGUACAUCGCUGCGUGCAAGAACCCUUCAAAAAGUAUAUAAUCAAAGUUGUAUUUUGUGUGUAUUAUAUGACUCCUACUUGGUUCACGAAAAGACUGUAUCACAAGUUCUUUGUUCUUGUUUGGAUUAUAUUUGUUUUUUUUUU
Molecule: messenger RNA, 1053 nt
Organism: Brassica oleracea var. oleracea
Lineage: Eukaryota; Viridiplantae; Streptophyta; Magnoliopsida; Brassicales; Brassicaceae
Product: syntaxin-52
Exons: 7
Coding region: 123-830 (235 amino acids)
Biological process (GO): intracellular protein transport; vesicle fusion
Cellular component (GO): endomembrane system; SNARE complex; membrane
Molecular function (GO): SNARE binding; SNAP receptor activity
Source: RefSeq, a predicted model, not a curated record